UUUCCCCCGAUGGUACAAUACAAUGUGCGCUGCAACACAGAUUGGGGGGAUCUCUUCCUCGCGUCCCUCAUCCACUGCGUGCCAUUGGCACAUUGCCCUCUCUGUUGACGUGUGGAACGACGGGAUCAUCUGUAUCAGGCAGUGCAAAUCCGCCUCCCGGGCGGAUCGCACCGGGUGGUUCUUGCGCAGAUGCUGUACCGCGCGGCGCGUUUUCGAUGCGUUGCCGUCAGGAUGGCAGAUCGGAGGGUCAGGACAUGACUGGGGCGAACUAUCCUUCCGGGGUGCCUCUUCAGUACAUCUCCGCCGGAGGAAAAGGCUGCCUAUGUCCACUGACGGGGUUCGCGCGGGAGGAACGAAGGUGUCUUGGAGCGGCGCGCAGCAAUCAACGUCCAGCACGUCCGUUUCGAAGAGUCACGCUGCAUCGACCGGAUUGGCAGUCGUCGUGCACACGAUUGGGUGUUUUAGCCAUGCAUGUCAGUCGAUGAUCAUACGUUAUCCGCCCGAUUCUCAUCGUUGCGUCAAUGGACGGCUUGGAUCUACAUCUUGCCACGUGGCAAGAGGAUACUUGCGAGAAUUCGAGCUUGUGGUGUAUUGUUGCGAACUCGUCUCUAGACUCUACCGCAUUGACGAUCUCUGACUGGGUUGAUCGCAUUGACGACAUCCUGAUCUUCAGAUAUGACUGUUCGCUAGAGGUUUCCGUUCGCGGGAACAAGUUGUUUAUGUUCAAUUAAGGGAUCGCAUUUAAUUUGGAUUCCAAGCGGCAGAAAAAGCGGGUCGAGCAAGCGUUGAAAGUCACGAUUCAUGAUGAGGUCUUGGCAUGAGGCGCCAUAAUGCCCUAACAAACACAAAUCCAGCUCGGAUGGCUGAAUCAUCCGAUCGUACCAAAGAUUGAUUCAACGUCUCGACUCUUCGGCGACAUCCCUCUCCCUGGUAUGGCGACCGGGAAAGCUCAAGAUUUGGGGGACGGAAGUGCCCAAGGUUGCCGCCGCUUUUGAGAUGACGACAAAUGUUCGGCUCACUCGGCCUAGCUCUGCAGGCGCUGCUGAACUCGCUCUCGCCUGGAUCAGAAGCUCAGCCAAAUCAGAAACUGGAUCCAAAGACCGUUCAGAAGCUAUCCGAAAAGCUGAAUGAGCUGGUUGGAGGUCAAUUGGGAGAGGGUCAAACUCAACUCCGAAAUGAGCAGGGACAGCUUCUCAAUGAAGAGGGUCUUCCGAUAAUCGAUAUUACCGAGCCCGUAGGCGCCGUCGAUCGCGCGUCCGAACCGGUCGUGAGGGAGGAUAUUCUACCCGUCUCCCUCUCAUCGCUUUCCGCAUCAGAACGCACGCGGCUUCGCCUGCAACGAGAACGCAUACUCGAUCUGCUGGAGGAGGAGGAACGAGCGAUGCAAGAAAAGGAAGAGCUUGCUUCCAGGGACGAGGAAGAGCAAGAGAAGCGGGACAAGAGGAGGAAGGCUGAGGAUGAACUCGCGAGGCUAAAAGCGAACAAGGAAAUGCAGAGGAAGAUGGGAAAAGCUCUUUUGAAGGAUAUCUCAAGCUCGAAUCCAAAACAGACAACGCCUAUCGGCUCAUCCCAACCUACGGCUCCUCGGAAGAGUGUCAAGUUUGCUGAUGAGGAGGAAUCUGAGCCACAAGUCGCAGUCACCGUGGAACAAGACUGGGGUGAUGUUGUACCUGCGAGGUUGCGAGCGAACAAUGGACGUUCACUGCUCGCGAAGACCGAUAACACCCAGACGAUGAGGCUCAAUGUUGUCGAACGGUUCCCGGGGAAGCCAGCUGCUACAUUAGAAGACGGGCCCGAUUCUGACGACGAAUCAGAGCCGGACUCUGAACCGCCUCAAUCGCCGACGAUUGAAGACUCUGAUGCAGAACCCGUCUCCGACGAAGAAGAGGAGCAGGAUCUAGUGGAGGAAGUCGAUCUCGACUACGCUCAUGCGCAGAGGGGUGUGGCUUUGGAAAACUAUGUGAAGCGAGGCAAUUUGGGCACAAAUGCGUUACGAUUCGACGAGGAUUCGCGUUCGUAUUCAACGGCUGAAGACUCUCUGAUUCAAGCUCCCCGCAAAAAUGCGCUCUCCCAGUUUCAAGCAAAUCGAUUGGCCUCGUCUUACAAUCUAUCGUCCGGCACGAACGUCCCGACUGCGUCUUCCGCACGAACAUUGCAGCAGGCCGUCCGACUAGGCAAGCUGGACUCGGACGGGAGGUUGGUUGGUGAAGAGAGUGAUGGCGAAGCAGAAGCAGAUUUGCAAGACAUGAUGGACCUGCUGCGACGAGGAGAACUGUAUAACAUUGGCCCUGAUGCUGCAAAUCCGGAUGCAUUGCAUGUGAUUCCGCCUCUGAAUCAAUUUGAGCCCAAGAGCUCAGGGCUUCCCAUUCCGCCUGUCCCGGCCAUAGCACCUUCCUCACGAAAGCAUUCAGCAUCCCAGUUCAAGUUGGCCCGACCGGAGCGGCGACCGGCUACUACAUUGGAUGCUCGGCCCGCAUCCCCGAUGACGUCAUCUGUCAUGGAAUCGAGCGUUGUCGAGAAAAAUGCGCCUGCUUUCUCUUCCAUGAUCGUGGAAUCGCCCUCGUUUUUUCAAUCUACCAGGCCACGCCAGCCGCCUACAAUUGUGAAGGCGUCAGAGGCGGGAAAAAGUAAAAAGAACCAGCACCCCAUGUCUGGGGCACCACCCAGUUUGGAGAACGGAGCGCCUGCGCCCGCCCGCAACGUGCGUUCCCCUCAGCCGUCCUCCUCUACGACUUCUUCCGCUUCAUCCGUCGGCGGCUUCGAUGCCUUGCUUCUCUCCGCGAUCAAAGCUGUACACUGGCCUGCAUCGCUUCAAUGGAUCCCGGGCAACUUCACCUGGGCCAAAAUCAAGCCUGUUAUUCGAUGUAGCAUCACCGCAUGGCUGUCUCUCGUCCUAUUCUUGAUACCGAGUGUUGAGGUCAUGUUGGGCAACGCUAGCUUUCUCGUCCUGAUCAGUGUCUCAUUCCUCUCCCCGCCCAACGAUCCACUCAUGUCAGUCGUGGAACGCGAACUAAACAUUCUGUUGUUUGUCACGGUCGCCUGGGCCUGGAGUUGUUUGGGAAUCAAACUGGCGGAUUUCGCUCGGGUGAACCGCGAUCCCACAGUCACGCUGAGCCAGGCAGUGACCGGCCAAUAUCUGGAAGUGGCGCCCUCGGUCAUCAUCGGCGUGUUCAUCUUCCUAGGGAGUGUGACUUUACUAUCCAUCAAAGCCCGCGCCGUGCCCAGUCAGAUCUUUGCUUGUGUUCUGGGUUGUCUCGGUUGGAAAAAGCAUUCUGAUCCCGAUAUCGUUCCACUGCGCUAUCGCGAUCCUAUGCUCAAUCCUCGUGUUUCCCUCCAGCAUCUCGCGCAAUUCACGACGAGAAUGGGCUUGGUAAUCGCACCCUUGAUCCAAGCCCUAGAGAUGCACAAAAACAUCCUGCAGAUGGACCCCUAUUCUCCAGAAUUCGCCGCGACUGCAACCAAAAUCUCCGCUGCAGUAAGCAAGUCCGAGGCCAGUUUAGUGCCAGUCGCAGCUUCCGCCCGACUUCUCAAAGGAGAUCUCGUUUAUUCUCGAUACGCGCCGACAGAUCUGCGUGUUCUACAGGACAUGGCCCGGCGCAUGGCUGUCCGAGGAAACGGCAUGGGCAUUUUCUUCACUCUGAUCGAGCCCAUGCGUGAAAAGUUUCCUAUCACGCCGGUCUUAUCAAGAAUCCACACUCCGCUCCCAGGCAGUCCAGCGAUGUCUCGGCCACCUUCUCCGCCGCAGUCGCCUCGGGAAAGCGUGAACGAGUUCGAUUUCUCGGGAGAAGAGACGAGCCCGCCCUCCCCGCGGAGCAUGAGCCGGAGCCGGCAUCGACACUCGCACUUCCACCCACACCAACUCAGUCUCCUGCAUCACACGCUACUCAAUCUGCCGCUUCACCGCAAGAAGGCCGAGCAUGCCGUCGGUGUGUUUGAGUCGCACCGGUACCUUGAUCUGGAGGCGCACAUGCACCAUCCCGAGGCCGAAGCGCACACCAGGGAGAUCACCGCGCUGCUCGCCCAGAGUUGCAUCCCGCUGCUCGAGAGCAGUCGCGAAGCACUGACAUGGACUCAAGAUUGGCUUGCCCAUGUCCGUCAAGGGAUGCUCGGCCGACUUAUGGCAGGAAAGAAGAGUCGCAGAGCGCUUCGAGAUCGCUUAGAGCAGCUGCCUCACAUCCAGCAGAGUCUCAAAUCUGCACUGCUUCGGUUCAACACGGUCGACAGACACGCUGUGCUUGGUCCUUGGCGACCCUCUUUCGAAUCCAACGGAGACCUGGACAUCCAUGACAUGCCCCCACACCGGCACCUAUUCAAUUGUUAUGUGUAUCAGUACCAUCUGCGUAAUGAGGCGGGUAAUAUCCUGACGAUGAUCGACAACAUCGUCGACUUGGAAAAACGUCGCACCACUAGUCAAUUGUGGACACCCGUUCAUUCAUUCGACUUCUCUCGGAAGAACUGGAUCCACUGGCACAUCUCAGACCUAGAGCAAGACGAAGAGGAUCCAGACAGAAUCCCGGGUGUCUCGCCUGCUCUAGACGACUUUGAUUUGGGCGACGCAAAACGGCGCGAUCCAGAUGCACUGCCUCCGCGAAAUCAUUUCGAAUGGUUCAUGAGUAUGCUGUACCGGGCCGUCGCACAGCUGGGGCGAGGCAACGCGCUGUUUGCGAUCAAAGGCGCUAUCCUCACGAUUCUUUUGUGUCUUCCGACCUUCCUCAAGUCGUCGGCGACGUUUGCAUACGAGAACAAAUUUGUGUGGGGCAUCUUCAUGGGCCAGGUCACGAUCUCCCGAUUUCGCGGCGACACGGUGUUCGGCCUCAGCAGCAGAGUGCUCAGCACCUUCUUUGGUGGUCUGCUGGGGAUGGUGAUGUGGUAUAUCUCCGCUGGUGCAGGGAGUGGCAGUGCCUACGGCCUAGGCGCCGUGUGCGCCGUCUGUUUUCCGUUCUUUUUCUAUGGGAGAGUGUAUUGGCCUGGCCCGCCGAUGCGCGUGAUCAUUUUCUUCGUGACAUCUGUGCUCGUGAUUGGGUAUAGCUACCAGGAUCACAUCAUCGCGCUGCCCGGGAGCCCAGGCUUUGGAUGGGACGUGGCCUGGCGGCGAUUCCUUCUCGUGACGGCUGGCGUGCUGGCAGCGGGGAUCUUCUCAUUGCUGCCCCCUUCGAUGACGAUCCGUCAGUACGAACGGAAAACGAUGGCGACCGUCGUGUCUGAGCUGGGCACGCUCUACUGCGACAUCAUCUCGUUUGCGAAUGCGCACCAUGAGGUGGAUCCGCAGAUGAUUGUUUCUGCACUUAUCGCUGUGCGGAGCAAGAUCAAUCGUUCGAUGACGCUCAAGAGCAAUGCUGUUUACGAGGCACAUUUCACCCUGUCUUUGGAUCUCAUCUAUGCUCAACCCCACCGUACAGUUCUCUAUGAAGGGCCGCUGGCCAGCAGAACGGUAUCAGAAGAUCAUGGAACUUCAACUGGCGAUGUCCUGGCUGUCAUCAGCAUGAUUUCUACGGCACUACGCACUGGGAACGCCCUUCCUCAGAUCACCCCGUGUCCCCUGGUCGAUCGGUUCCAGACCCAAUACGGACUGCAAGUCAUCCACAAGGACUCGGAGGAAGACUACGGCCUGCCCCGAACACUGACACUUGAAACAUUGCAGAACGAACAGUACCUCAACUUCUGUGUCGGUGUGUCCACGGCAUACGGCAUAAUGACGCGCUUGGACAGACUCAUGGUCACCGUCAAAGAGAUCGUGGGAGAGCAGUAUCAUAUCCAUGGAGCGGGUCUUCCGCUGACGACACGACCACCCGCUGAUAUUUAG
Messenger RNA from Mycena citricolor, 5803 nucleotides. The record is from the annotation of a GenBank genome assembly. NCBI's taxonomy places the organism in Eukaryota, Fungi, Basidiomycota, Agaricomycetes, Agaricales, Mycenaceae.